GCGUCCACUUCCGGUUGGGCAGAGAGCUGGAAAAAUAGCAACGGCCGAGGAGCACAGCUGGGAAAGGAGGAGGCAGGCUGGAGCUAAAGCGAGUCGCUGUGCAGAGGAAUGGGCGACGUUUGAUCAGAGAAGGUUCUCUACAAACCAGGAGAGACGUCAGUGAGUCAUGGAGGACUGUGGUAGCCUCAUAGAGUUCGAUGUACCUGAGUUCAGCAAUACCGUCCUGAACCAGCUCAAUGAGCUCCGUCUCCAGGGCAAGCUGUGCGACAUCAUUGUGCACAUUCAGGGCCAGCCAUUCCGAGCCCACAAGGUCGUCUUGGCCGCCAGUUCGCCGUACUUCCGCGAUCAUUCAGCACUAGGCACGAUGAGUGGCCUCUCCAUCUCCGUAAUCAAGAGCCCCGAGGUGUUUGAGCAGCUGCUCGCCUUUUGCUACACUGGCCGAAUGUCAUUGCGCCUACGUGAUGUCAUCAGCUUCCUCACGGCUGCCAGCUUCCUCCAAAUGCAGGCUGUGAUUGACAAAUGCACACAGAUUCUUGAGGGUAUUCACUCUAAGAUCAGCGUCCCUGUGCCUGCUGGGAUCGAUCCAGAUAACGAUUGCACCACCUCAAGGGCUGGCCGCAACGGUGUGAAAGACGGAGAUAUCUUUGUAAACCCCACCCAGAUUUCAGCACGCUACUAUUCUCGUCAGAAUCAUUGCGGGGAGGGGCGAAGCUCAGGUAAGGGAGCGGCAGAAGAGGGUCAGUCAGACCGAGGGAGUAGCGACGGCAUAUCCGAGCAGGAGGUGUCCAUGGAGGUUGAGUCCGAACAAGUAGACCUCAUCGGCAAGGAUGGACAGGUAACCGAUGUCCAUAUCAAGCUGGAGAAAACGGACCGGCCCAACUACUCCGAUAGCUCGUCGGCCGGUGAUGACGGCUACCACACAGAGCUGGUGGAUGGUGAACAGGUGUUGGCUGUCAGUGUGGGAUCAUACGGGCCUGUGCUUUCCUCUGCUGGAUACACUUACUCUGCACUACCUUCCUCCUGUUUCGUCAGCCUGAGUUCCUCUAGCCCAUCUCGCUCCUUGCUCAGCAGCGUCCGGGGUGGUCGUGCCCGACCAAAACGUCCCGUGCCUCUUCCAGCCGAUCUGCUAACUCAGCUCAAGCCUGGUGCCGCAGAAGGAGAUCCACCUGCAACGGCAACUACCUUCGAGAACGACGUAAGGGAGAGGAGUUUCCGCGGACAGUGGAACCCCUACAACGAACGCCUCAUCUGCAUCUACUGCGGCAAGUCCUUCAACCAAAAGGGCAGCCUGGACCGUCACAUGCGUCUGCACAUGGGCAUCACGCCCUUCGUCUGCAAGUUCUGCGGCAAGAAGUACACCCGCAAAGACCAGCUGGAGUACCACAUCCGUGGCCACACGGACAACAAACCCUUCCACUGCCAGAUCUGCGGCAAAUGCUUUCCCUUCCAAGGCACACUCAACCAGCAUUUGCGCAAGAAGCACAUGACCUCUGGCACAGAAGUUAACAAUCACACUGACUUGCUGGGAGAGGCACCAGAUGGCCAGAGAGCGGCGCAAGAGGAUGUCUCCGAGGGCGAAGCAGCCUGCGGAGCAGCUUACCCCGAUGAUUUGUCAACGAAAACCCCCAGCGAAGAAAGUGGCAAGUGUAGUCCGGAAGAAACCCCUGCAUCCAAACCCCUGCGUGGAUACUGAGAAUAAAGUUUUCCAUUUAUUUGGUUGUUUGUCCUCCUUAUCUAAUAAGGAAGCAUAAAGGGUUACUCUUUUCGUGAUUAAGCCCAGCUGUUUUUAAAGAACGACAAGAAAUAACCUGCCUUGCGCAUUUUCUACUUGUCCAUUUUUUGGAAGUUCUACACAGGACAAAGAUCGAGAGAAAGUUUUUAAGGAGUUCUGCAAAGGGAAGGAGUCCUAUAAUCGGGGGAAUUAAAUAAUCGGAGAGGAGGUCUCUUUAAUCAAGGCCUCCUAAGAGUUUUAUCACGUUUUUUAUAUAUAUCUAUAUAUAUA
This is a messenger RNA of Sinocyclocheilus rhinocerous, 2002 nucleotides long. Its product is annotated as zinc finger and BTB domain-containing protein 34-like. NCBI's taxonomy places the organism in Eukaryota, Metazoa, Chordata, Actinopteri, Cypriniformes, Cyprinidae. Gene Ontology annotation, biological process: regulation of transcription by RNA polymerase II. The transcript has 2 exons. Gene Ontology annotation, molecular function: protein binding; RNA polymerase II cis-regulatory region sequence-specific DNA binding; DNA-binding transcription factor activity, RNA polymerase II-specific. The record is from RefSeq and is a predicted model, not a curated record. The coding region runs from base 167 to 1693 and encodes 508 amino acids.